AUGGCAGCCAUCAAGGACGAAAACAACGACCAUCUCGUGCAAUCCGAUAAUCCUGAGCAUCCUUCUAACCUAAUUCCGGCUCUCUGCCGUAAUUUCUACAGCCAUGGCUGGGUCACUGGCACUGGAGGCGGGGCAUCCAUCAAACGGGAUAACCACAUUUUCAUUGCUCCUUCUGGUGUCCAGAAGGAAUUGAUCCAACCCCACGACAUCUUCGUCUUGCAAUACCCCACCCCCAAAUACCCUCCAUCAGCGCGUCAAUAUAUCCGCAAACCACUCGAACUCAAACCAUCCGCCUGCACGCCCCUCUUCCUGGCUGCUUUCGACCGUGGUGCGGGGUGCUGCAUCCAUACCCAUUCCCAAUGGGCCGUCCUCGUAACCCUCCUUGUCGAGCGUGAGAAGGGACCGGAGGGUUGCUUUGAGAUUAGCAACAUUGAGCAGAUUAAGGGAAUACCUAGAGGCAAGGGAAAAGGCAUGUUGGGGUUCUUUGAUACAUUGAAGAUACCUAUCAUUGAGAAUACGGCGUUUGAAGAGGAUCUGACAUCUAGCCUUGAGGAGGCUAUGGAGAAGUAUCCGGAUACAUAUGCCGUUCUGGUCCGGAGGCAUGGAAUAUAUGUCUGGGGAGAUGAUGUCGCGAAAGCUAAGACGCAAUGCGAGAGCUUAGAUUAUCUCUUCCAGCUGGCGGUCGAAAUGCAUAAACUUGGCUUACCCUGGGUGAAAUCGUGA
Messenger RNA from Histoplasma mississippiense, 723 nucleotides. Its product is annotated as class II aldolase/adducin domain protein. Gene Ontology annotation, cellular component: cytoplasm. Bases 1 to 723 code for a protein of 240 amino acids. Gene Ontology annotation, molecular function: methylthioribulose 1-phosphate dehydratase activity; metal ion binding. NCBI's taxonomy places the organism in Eukaryota, Fungi, Ascomycota, Eurotiomycetes, Onygenales, Ajellomycetaceae. The record is from RefSeq and is a predicted model, not a curated record. The transcript has 3 exons.